AUGGUUACGCAGACUAGGAAGAUGUAUGUCAGUCAGCAUAGCAAGUAUUCAUGUGGAUUCUGUAGCAAGUUUUCUGUGAAGAGGAAGGCUGUUGGCAUUGGGGGAUGCAAGGACUGUGACAAAGUGAAGGCCGGUGGUGCCUACACCUUGAACACGGCUGCUGCUGUUAUAGUUAGGAGCACAAUCAGGAGGCUGAGGGAGCAAACCGAGUGUUAA
This is a messenger RNA of Fragaria vesca subsp. vesca, 216 nucleotides long. RefSeq names its product 60S ribosomal protein L37a-like. The record is from RefSeq and is a predicted model, not a curated record. The transcript has 3 exons. Lineage: Eukaryota; Viridiplantae; Streptophyta; Magnoliopsida; Rosales; Rosaceae. Gene Ontology annotation, biological process: translation. Gene Ontology annotation, molecular function: structural constituent of ribosome. The coding region runs from base 1 to 216 and encodes 71 amino acids. Gene Ontology annotation, cellular component: ribosome.